Messenger RNA from Nerophis ophidion (straightnose pipefish), 5973 nucleotides. RefSeq names its product PATJ crumbs cell polarity complex component (gene patj). The transcript has 47 exons. Bases 284 to 5689 code for a protein of 1801 amino acids. Gene Ontology annotation, molecular function: protein binding. The record is from RefSeq and is a predicted model, not a curated record. NCBI's taxonomy places the organism in Eukaryota, Metazoa, Chordata, Actinopteri, Syngnathiformes, Syngnathidae.
AGAGACGUCUGCUCGUCUGGCGACUGGCAACACUACUGAGGACGUCUCCGAAUUUCAGGAUGUAUGUUUAGAUUUGAAAGGAUUUACUCAUUGAAAUGAUUUAAAUCAGGCAUUUGGAAAACAAAUAUCACACACUUAUUGUGAUCGUUGUAUUUUAUAUUUUUCAAAGCAAAGAAAAGAAAAAUAUAUUUUUUGGGGGCCAGCACUCACUCUUAUUCCGACAGCAAGCGAACGCAGCAUUAAAGCGACACUACUGUACCAAACUGGAUUGGCUUCAAAUGGAAUGAGAAUGAUUGAGAACAUCGGAGAAGUGUCGCCAGCCGAGCGCCAGCAGGUUCUGGAAGCUCUGGAGCGGCUGCAGUCCAAGCUGGUCCGGAAGGAGGAGUGGAGCCACUGCAAUGAGCGUGUGGGGACUCUGAAGGAGACCCUGCAGAGUCCCCUCUUCACCCACAUCCUGACCCUGCAGCACUCCAUCAGGCAGCUGAGGAACCAGCUGAGCAGCAUGCCGCCAGACGUCAGCAGCCAGUUCAAUUUUUCCAAAAAGGGUCAGCUGAUCUUGAGCGCAGGGGGCUCAACUCAGACCAAUGGCUGGCCUCCACCCACCCAUCAGACCGACGACCUUCAGGAGUGGAUGUGCUCUGCUGCCAAGGGCCGGAACACAGAAGGCAUCAGGCUGACUCGCCCACAGUCAGGUGGUCUUGGUUUCAGCGUGGUGGGUCUUCAUCCAGGAAGCAGCAGUCAGGACGUGUUUGUCAAACACAUCCAGCCAGGAGGCGUGGCCCACAGGGACGGGCGGCUUCAGGUGCGGGAUCAGAUCCUGGUGAUAAACGGACGCCCCCUGGUGGCGGGGAUGAGCCACCAGCAGGCGCUCACUUUGCUGCAGCAACCUGGCGAGACGGUGGAGCUGCUGGUGGCGAGGGACCGCCCAUCAGCAUCGACACUGGCGGUUGAUGACAAAGACGCGGGCCAGUGGGGUCACGUGGAGGAGAUCCAGCUGGUGAACGACGGUUCAGGUUUGGGCUUUGGUAUCGUGGGCGGGAAGACCGCCGGCGUGGUAGUGAGGACUCUCCUCCGAGACAGCGUGGCUGACAGGGACGGGCGUCUCCGCACAGGUGACCACAUCCUUCGCAUUGGGGCCACGCCCACCAGUGGUCUCACCAGUGAUCAGGUGGUUAAGGUACUGCAAGCGUGCGGCAGUCAUGUGACCAUGCUGAUAGCCAGGGACCCGUGGAGCCAGGGGACAAAUGCCCCGCCUCCUCCGCCGCCCCCAGACUCCGCCCCGGUGUCCGCAUUACCCCCGCCACUUCCAGAGCAGCCUCCCCAGCGGCGGGCCAGCAGGAUGCCCAACUUGGAGGGCUACGAGAUCCAUGAGGUUCCGCUGACCAAGAAGGACGGACAGAGUUUGGGAAUCUCCAUCGUCGGACACAACCCCCUCACCAGCCAAGAUGCGGUAGGCGUGUUCAUCAAGCAUGUGGUCCCAGGCAGCGCCGCAGAUCAGAGCGGAAAUAUCCGAGUGCACGACCGUCUGAUUGGCAUGGACGACGUCAGCCUGCACGGUCUGACCAAUCAGGAAGUAGUGGAGGUGAUGAAGCGGACGGGCAGGACUGUGGUCCUGACUUUGGUCAGGAAGAAGACCAAAACUCUCGAGAGGUCCCUAGACAGAGUGGAGUCUUCUCGGGGGUCACUGCGGAGGUCGCCGGAGGAAACGCAGAACAGAAUCAACGCUCCAGAUGCAGCACUGAAGGCCAAGUGGCAGCAGUCUUUGGGUCCACACUACCAAGUCCUGGUAAUAAACUUGGAUCCUGUGAUUGAAGACGAUGCUGAGCUUCAGAGGUCCUCCAAGCUGCUGCCCGUCCACAUGUUGCGACUCGGCGUGGAGUUGGACUCCUUUGACGGUCACCACUACAUCUCCUCUGUGGCGCCAGGAGGCCCCGUGGACAAAGACGGUGUCCUGAGACCGGAGGACGAGCUGCUGGAGCUGAAUGAUGUGCAGCUGUAUGGAAAGUCUCGUCGGGAGGUGAUCUCUUUUCUCAAGGAAGUGCCCCCCCCUUUCACGCUGGUGUGCUGCCGACACGCCGCCCUCGACACGGAAGCAGAAAAAGAGUUGGAAUAUGAAUUAGGACAACGAGCUGGAAGCAGCGUGGAGGACUUGGAGGUCAAACUGGCGUCGGCUCUUUGCAGUCAAAGGAGCGAGAUGCAACAGGAGCAGGAGGAAACCGUGCAGCAGGUCAUGGAGGUGGAAGAGGAGGAAGGGGAGAGGAGUGAACACAGCCAAGAAGAGGAGGAGGAGGAGCUGGCUCUGUGGUCCACUGAUGUGAACAUGUUGGAGUUGCACAAGGAGGCAGAUAGAGGUCUGGGCUUCAGCAUCCUGGACUACCAGGACCCCCUGGAUCCGGCUCGCUGCGUGAUGGUGAUCCGUUCGCUGGUUCCCGGCGGCUCGGCGGAGACACACGGGGGUCUGCUUCCUGGAGACCAGCUGGUGUCUGUGAACAGCAUCCUGCUGGACCAGCUGAGCCUGGCCCAGGCCGUGGAGGUCCUCAAGUCCGCCCCGCCCGGUGUCGUCCGUCUGGGCAUCCGCACGCCUCUGGUGGUGGAGGGCGGCGGGCGCCGGCUGGAUGGCGGCCAAAUGUCAGUCAGAGACACGCCUCAAUUGCAGGGGCCUGCAGAAGACAACCUUGGUCUAGAAGAAAUGGAGGAGGAGCCAGAGCUGAUCCUGGACGGCGGCGUGCCUCGCUACAUCGCCCCUUCUCUGGCCUGUGACCUUCCUGUGGAGGAGGGCAGGGAGAUGGCUGUGGACAAGGAGAAGAGGAGCUCCCUUCCCAGGAGAGCUCCCCCGUCGUGGGAGGAGUGGAAGCUGACGUCCUCGCUUCGACCUGAUGAGGCCAGUUUAUGGAGAGAAAAUGGAGGGAAUUCUACAACCUUGAAAAACGCUCGUACACAUUACAAAAAUACUGCAAGAGGAGACGUCCAACUUCCAGGUGAAACAAAGUUUUCCACUUUGGUGCCUGCUAAUGAUGGUGUGAUGCCUCCAGGCCAAUCCAGAGACAUGGAGGCCGGCCCAGAAGUCACCCUCACCCAGUCCAUGAGGAUGAUCGACAUGGAGAAGAGGAGGAGGCGGAGUCAAGGAGGUCACAAAGACCUUCCUGAGCGUGAGGAGGGGGAGGGCGAGGAAACCCCUCCCUUCAGUCACUGGGGACCCCCCCGCAGAGUGGAGGUGUGGCCUGAGGAGGGCCAGUCACUGGGCCUGACUAUCGUGGGGGGUCAGCACGUCAUCAAGCGCCUGAGGAACGGAGAAGAACUCAAGGGAAUUUUCAUCAAGCAGGUCCUCGCUGGAAGUCCUGCUGCCAGGACCCAGUGUCUGAAGACGGGAGACAAGAUCCUGGAGGUGUCAGGUGUAGACCUGCGGGCUGCCAGUCACGAGCAGGCAGUCGAUGCCAUCAAAUCAGCUUUGAGUCCGGUGGUCUUCAUCGUGCAGAGUCUGACUUCUACACCACGGGCGGUGUCUCUACCAGCGACCACGUCCAGCAGAAACAAAGCAGACCAGAGCACACACUCGCUGGCACCAAGAUUAGCCCCGCCUCCUGUGCGACAACCUCCACCAUACAGGCCUCCCAGCCAAUCAGAGCGUGAGCUGAUCUUGGAGCUGAAGCAGGCCGAAGAGCGUUGGUGUGAGCGUUACGGCGACCUGCGAGGGGAGCUGCUGUGCGUGGAGCUGGAGAAGGAGCGGCAAGGUCUGGGCCUCAGCCUGGCGGGGAACCGUGACCGCUCCCGACUCAGCAUCUAUGUGGUGGGCCUGCAUCCCGGCGGGGUGGCUGCACGGGACGGACGCAUCCAUGUGGGGGAUGAACUCCUGGAGGUGAACGAUGAAGUCCUCUAUGGGCGGAGUCACCAGAAUGCAUCAGCCAUCAUCAAGAGCUCCGCCUCCAAGGUUAAACUCAUCCUGCUCAGAAACCAAGAUGCUCUGAACAACAUGGCCGUCCCCCCCUUCCCCCCUCCCCCAGCUACCAGCCCUGAGCCGAGCGUCUCCCCGCCGCCCUCCGAUGAGGCCACUCCCACAGACUGGCCCCGUCCCCCAGACAACGAAACGCUGCGCUCAUCCGCAGACUUGCAGGACGAGACCAGCCUACGGGCGGACCACGCCGACGCCGCCGAUGCCCGCGGUCCGAGGGAGGACGACGCCAGCGCGGAGACGUGGACACACGGGCAGGCUGCCAGGGCCCCCACGGAGCAGCAGCUCAUCCAAGUAUGUGGUCAGUCGGUCAGGUGGUCCGGCAGCGGCGAAGACGGGGGAGCGUGGCGUAACACCAUAAAAGCGGCAGGAAGCUCCGCCUCCUUGGAGCCUCAGCGCUGCGCGGUGCUUCCCGGUCAGGAGACCACCUUGGAAAUCUGGAAAGGUGGAAGUGGGCUGGGACUCAGCGUCGUGGGAGGGAGAGACACGCAGCUGCAGGCCAUCGUGAUCCACGAGGUGUACGAUGAAGGUGCAGCAGCCAGGGACGCUCGACUGUGGGCGGGAGAUCAGAUCCUGGAGGUGAACGGGGUGGACCUGCGUGGGGCUUCACACGAAGAGGCCAUCUCGGCGCUCAGACAGACGCCGUCCAGAGUUCUUCUGACGGUUCUGAGGGAUGAGACUCGCUACCCGCACCACCAGAACCUGGACAUCUUCCUGGUGGACCUCCACAGGAAGAGUGGACGAGGGCUCGGCGUCAGCAUUGUUGGAAAAAGGAGCGGCAGUGGCGUGUUCAUCUCGGAAGUGGUCAGAGGGGGCGCUGCUGAGCUGGACGGUCGUCUAAUGCAAGGAGACCUCAUCCUGUCUGUUAACGGCCAUGACACAAAACACGCCUCCCAGGAAGCUGUGGCCGCCAUGCUGAAGUGUGCGCGAGGUCCCGUCUUGCUGGAAGUGGGUCGAUUCAAAGCUGCUUCCUGGAGCACCUGGAAGGAUGAGGUGGGACCACAAAGAGUGGUGACCCCUCCCCUCUCAAAGCCGCCAACACCCAAGCCAUGCAGUGACAUUUUAGCUCCAAGCAGCGGCGUGAUGUCAGAAGAAAAUGAUGUCACUUCCUGUCCUGACGACAUCACAGAUGAGGAGGUCCGCACCGUACACAUCGCCCGGGGUGCAUGUGACUCUCUGGGGGUGAGUAUAGCAGGGGGCAGGGGGAGCCCUUUGGGAGACGCCCCCAUUUUCAUCGCCAUGAUUCAGGAUGAUGGCGCCGCCGCCAACACACAACAACUCAAGGUGGGCGACAGGAUCAUUAGCAUCAACAAUCAGUCAGUGGAGGGUCUGUCUCAUGACGACGUGGUCAACAUGAUGAAACACACACAUGGAGACAUUUGUCUGCAGGUGGUGGCAGACACCAACAUCUUCAGUCAGCUGGACAACUUGGCCACUUUGUCUUCUCACACCGAGGACACACACACACAAGGUCCACCUUCCCGUACUAUCUGUCUAGAGAGGACUAGUAAUGGACUGGGCUUCAGCAUCGUGGGUGGAUUUGGGAGCACACACGGAGAUCUGCCCAUCUAUGUCAAGACUGUCUUCAGCAAAGGCGCAGCGGCGGUGGACGGGCGCCUGAAGCGAGGCGAUCGGCUGUUGUCCGUCAACGGUGAAAGUCUGGAUGGCGUCACACACGAGCAGGCGGUGGCCAUCUUGAAAAAGCAGACAGGAGCUGUGAGACUGCAAGUACUGUCCUAACACACACAAACACACAAACACACAAACACUAGCAGCCUUGUAGUUCAGCGCUGGUUAGCAGAGCUUGCUACAUUAGCAUGUUGUGUCACGGACAAAUGUGACUUGAUGUUGACACCUGGUGCCACUUCCUGUGAAGAGUACUCCCUCAACAGCAGCGUCUUCCAAGUCAUCCCAUUCAUGGACUCAUUUAGCACAGCUCACUGACUUGUGUUUGCCAGGCCUCUCUGGAUUGUUGGCUUAUAGAAUGACCACAAAUAGAAAUAAAUGUAUAUGUUUAUCACGAA